AUGGGUAUCAUACACGCCAAAAAUCGAGAGUCUGGGGCAUUGGACCCAGGUCCGAAUCAAGACGACGCUCGCCCAACCGUAGCUCACGACGAGGUCUUUGGCGAUAUCACAGAAGAUGGACCCAACUACCGCGAUGUUGGUUGGCUAGGCACUUCUGCACUCAUGAUGAAGACCCAAAUCGGACUCGGCAUCCUCUCGAUCCCAUCGGCGUUCCACACUCUGGGACUCGUCCCCGGCCUCAUAUGUCUGCUCGUCAUUGGAGGCAUCACCACUUGGUCUGACUAUAUUAUUGGGAUAUUCAAGCUUAACCACCGCGAGGUAUACGGUAUUGACGAUGCAGGCGGUAUCUUGUUUGGACGCUUCGGACGAGAGUUGCUUGGGAUCAGCUUUUCUUUGUGUAAGUGA
Molecule: messenger RNA, 405 nt
Organism: Fusarium musae
Lineage: Eukaryota; Fungi; Ascomycota; Sordariomycetes; Hypocreales; Nectriaceae
Exons: 2
Coding region: 1-405 (134 amino acids)
Source: RefSeq, a predicted model, not a curated record